Molecule: messenger RNA, 3540 nt
Organism: Penicillium argentinense
Lineage: Eukaryota; Fungi; Ascomycota; Eurotiomycetes; Eurotiales; Aspergillaceae
Exons: 7
Coding region: 1-3540 (1179 amino acids)
Biological process (GO): DNA-templated transcription; regulation of transcription by RNA polymerase II
Cellular component (GO): nucleus
Molecular function (GO): zinc ion binding; DNA-binding transcription activator activity, RNA polymerase II-specific; RNA polymerase II cis-regulatory region sequence-specific DNA binding
Source: RefSeq, a predicted model, not a curated record
AUGACGCCUACACCGCCCUCUACCACAUCCUCGAGCGGCCACUCGCCGGAGUUCAGAGUAAUCCGCAAGCGCAAUCGGGUGCCGCUCUCCUGCGCACCAUGCAGACACAGAAAGUUGAAAUGCAAUCGCUCCCACCCCUGCGAAAAUUGCGUCAAACGGGGCGAUGGCCCCUCCUGUACCUAUGCCCAAGCCGGAACCCGAAAGAAGAACUCGCCCCAGCAAAACACCCCGACCUCGCCAGAUGAUAUGCAAAAUCGGAUCGAUCGCUUGGAGGGGCUGGUCCUGUCCUUGAUGACCAACGGGAAUCAGUCGGCCGGCCCGACUGCUGCUCUGGCUGCGAUUUCCGGGGAGAGCACGGGUCGGUCUGGGUCGACGGGUCUCUCGAAUGAGAUUGAACUGGAGGACGACGAUGGGAUCCAAGAGGAGAGUGACACGGAGCAGGUCACGAAGUCUUUUGGUGUGAUGAAAAUGGACAAUAACAAGUCUUACUAUAUCAGUGAGGCCCACUGGGCGUCCGUCCUCAACGAUAUCUCUGAAGUGCGGAAUUUCUUCUCUACACAUAAGAAGCAGUUCGAGGAGCAAGCAGAAAAGAUCAAGGUCGCGCGGCCACGGACCGAUGUUCCAGAAUCCACCCUGCUUUUCGGUGCAAUGAAACCAUUGUCCCGACCAGAGAUCAUGUCUUCAUUACCAUCGAAGUAUACAGCAGAUCUGCUUGUAGCUCGAUAUUUCAACACCUACGACCCCGCAACUCAUAUCCUGCAUGGCCCGACCUUCCAGGCGCAAUAUAACAAGCACUGGGAGGAUCCCACGCAGACGGAAAUUGUCUGGAUUGCGAUGCUCUUCGCCAUGAUGCGGCUGGCCAUGCUAUCCUAUUAUCGCGAAGGCGACGAACCCCCAGAAUUCCGGGGCAAAGCGAUGGAUAUGGCGGGCAGCUUCCGCAAUUCGGUUGCUCAGUGCUUGACCUUGGCAGACUAUACGAAACCACACCCAUUCCUCAUUGAAUCGCUGGUAUUCCAUCUCCAUGGCGAUUACUCCCAGACCUGGGAGGCUGAUGUGUCGGUUUGGGUGCUGGCGGGUGUGAUUACCCGUCUGGCGAUGCGUAUGGGAUACCACCGCGACUCCAAGAUGUUCCCCAACAUCACUCCUUUCCAAGGAGAGAUGCGGCGUCGGGUAUGGUCUUUCGUGGCGACAGCGGACCAGCUCUUCUCUUUCCAAGUUGGCAUGCCCAGUAUGCUUCGUGCGGCAGAUAUGGACACCGAUCUGCCUCGCAAUCUGUAUGAUGAUGACUUUGAUGAGAACUGCAAAGAGCUGCCCCCGCCUCGUCAGCUGAGCGAGCCAACACCCAUCUCCUAUUUGAUCUCCAAGGCUCGUUUGGUGUACGCUUUCGGUCGGGUCAACGAGCAAGCUUCUUCUCUUUCAUCCAUCUCCUAUGAUAAGGUGAUGGAAUUGGAUGCGGAUUUGCGGCGUGCGAGGGAAUUGAUUCCUGACCAUUUGCUGAUCCGGCCGAUGGAGGAGUGUGGACAUGACCCAGUGAAUCUGAUCAUGUCACGAUUCUCUGUCACGACUAUCUAUCUCAAAGCGCAGUGCGUACUGCACCGACCAUACAUCGUUCGCUCCCGAGAGAACCCUCGAUUCACUUACUCUCGCCGCACAUGCAUUGAUGCAGCAAUGGAACUACUCGAUUUCCAAGCAAUCCUCCACACAGAAAUGCGGAGUGGCCGUUUGCGAGGCCGCUGCACGAUCGUCACAGCCCUCAACGCAGCGGACUUCCUCCUGGCCGCAACCAUCGUCUGUCUCGAUCUCUACCAAGGCUACCAACUGCAAUCAUCCAACAGACCAUCCGGUGACAUCUUCACUUGGGGCCGAGAACGACGAGAUGAGAUGAUGGCGGCGCUGCAGCGCUCGAAAGAGAUCUGGGACGAGCUGCGCGAUAAGAGCAUGGAAGCGUUCAAGGCAAGCAGUAUCCUCGGUGUCAUGUUGACCAAGAUCCAAAGCGCCAUCCCCGGAUCAGAAACUACCACUGCAAAUGUCCCGUUCGAACCGCAAGACGAGAAGCAGAAUGCAGCUAUGACACUCGGCCUGUUGAGUAGCGGCAUGAGCCCGAUGAAUCCCGGUCCAGCACCCUACUCAGACACCAUGUUCAAAAUGGAGGAACCGCCAAUGCCCGGCGUGGGCUCGACGGCCGAAAUGCCAGGUCCUGCUUCGCCGUUCAGUAGCAUGUUUGGUCAGAUGCCAGACAUGCAACUGAAUCUCGAUUGGAACGCAUGGGACACAUAUCUUCAAAACCCCGGCUUCGAAACGCCCAACCAAUUUUGGCCGAUGAUGGAUAACCAACGGCAACCAAUGCCUCAAUCCCUUGGUCUUACACAACCACCGGUGACAAGUCCCAUGGGGACAGCGCGAGUGCCCACUAUGCCAAACUCCGUGAAUAACGUACCGAACGGCCAAUUGCCCCGUUCACCAAAUAUGUUUUCGCCAUCCUCGAACUCUCCGGAAAGCGGAGGUUCGUCGAUACCUGGUUUCACACCUGCAUCUCACACGGACAGCUCGAGGAGGAGUCAAGGGUACUGCCUCCGCCGAGCCAGUUCAAGGCUGCUUAGCGCCUCACAAUCUCGAACAGUCACCACUCGAACACAAUCCGCACUCACCGUCCCCCCUACAUCCUCCAUCUCGACACGCACACCAACCAAGUACUCCGUCCACCAGCUACGAUGGAACUCCACAAAAGAACCCGAGCCGUCAGUAAAACCGGCAGAGCAAGAAAAUCCAGUCCAAGAAGAACUUUUGGCGCAGCAAGAACAGCGGCCGGAAUGGGAGCAGAAUGAGACGCCAGAAGAAACGGCCGUCAACCCGGAACAUGUCGAGCGCAAGCGCGCAAUGCGCAUGCGGCUCCUCGAUGCCAAGACGCAGAUGAAGACUACAUUUAAGACGCCGGAGUCGGAGACGAUAUACGUUGGUAAUCUGUUCUACGAUAUUGAGGCGGAGGAUCUGCGGGCGCGGAUGGAGCAGUUUGGUCCUGUUAUCCGGGCGCUUAUUGUUCAUGAUAAUCGGGGAUUGAGUAAAGGAUUCGGCUACGUCCAAUUCACCACCAUCGCCGCCGCGCGCGCCGCAGUCGAAAACAUGCAUCUCCAAAUCCUCGAAGGCCGACAAGUCGUCGUCCAAUUUUCACGCAGUCAACUCGAACAUCGGCGAUCCGAGCAUCCGCCUUCAAACACGCUGUUCAUCGGAAAUAUCCCACUCGAAUUCACGGAUCGAGACGUGCAGGAUGUUUUCCGCGACGUGAAGAAUCUGCUUGAAGUUCGGUUUGCAAUUGAUCGGCGCUCUGGGUCCCCGCGUGGUUUUGCGCAUGCGGAGUUCUUGCAUACGGACGCGGCUAUGCAGGCGAGGGAAUUGCUCUCGGGCAAGGCUCCUUAUGGUCGGAAACUGAAGGUUGAUUUUACGGAUCGGAAGAAGGUUAGUUUUGUUUCUGGGGAGAAUUUGAAGAUGCGGAGGAAGAGGGAGGAGGAGGCGAGGCGCGCUGAAGAGGGGCAGGAGCAGUAG